UCUCCUUUAAAUAAUGCAGAGCAAAUUCUAAAUAAUAAGUCAUUUUUUUAAAUAAUACAUGUAAAUAAAAUCUGUUACUGGGAAAAUCCUGAUUAAGAUCUAUGCUACUUAAAGGCAUACUAGAAGACAUGGUAAAGUACUGGUAUGGUAAUUAUUAUUAUCUGAAAGGGGUGUUUCUGUAAUUUGGAGAACCCUGCAAACACACAUACGGAGAGAGUAAAGGAAUGGGAUCUGUUAUCCAGAAUGCUUGGCACCUGGUGUUUUCCGGGUGAGGGAUCUUUCUGUAAUUUGGAUCUCCAUACCUUUAAUCUACUAAAAAAUCAUUUAGACAUUAAAUUAACCCAAUAUGAUUGUUUUGCAUCCAAUUAGGAUUAAUUAUAUCUUAGUUGGGAUCAAGAACUUGAUACCGUUUAAUUCCUACAGAGCAAAAAGGAAACAAUUUUUUAAAUAAAUUGAAUUAUUUGAUCAUAAUGGAGUCUAUGGGAGACGGCAUUUCCAUAAUUCAGAGCUUUCGGGAUAACAGGUUUUCGAAUAAUGGAUCCUACAACCUUGCCUUAUGCUAAUUCCCAGUAGUAGGGAGAAUCUGACCCGUUUCGGCAAAAAUUUGCUGGAAUACAUUAAAGUGGACCUGUCACCUACACCUUGUGUACGAGUAUUAGAUCCCCCAUUCUGGUGCAUACACAACUUUUCCUGUCCUUACACAUGGCAGUGGGCAGUAAAGGGUUAAAUCCCCCUGACGUAGGAAGGCACAGGAAAUAGAAUAAAAGCCCUUCCGGGUCCCACCCGCGCCCAUCUCAAUUUUCCUGUCGAGGAAAUACCCCCACACCAGAGGAGCUCUCUCUCUCCUUCUGAAGCGCCUGGGGCCGAGGUUUACCUUGUGCGUGUCCCAGGGGAAGCCGGCGGGCUUCAGGCCUUUUGUUGCCUACGGUGCAGUAAGUCGCAAUGCUGCCUCGGGAGGUAGCGCAUGCGCGAUAAGACGCCGAGCGCCCAUCUGAUAAUGGCGCUACUUGACUUGGCGAAAACUCGCUCCCGCGAUAACACGCCGAGAGCCCAUCUCCAAAAUGGCGCCUACGGAACACGGCGAAAAGACGCAUGCGCAUUGGCGCUCAAAAUAAAAGGCGCGCGCCGAUUACAGGUAAGCACUGUUGGCGUUUUUUUUAUUCCUUCAACAAGCUGCACCCUACCAGAGGAUCUACUGAGAGAAUCUCCAAUACCUCUGCAGUGCACCUGUAUUCUGUCCAGCCCAGGUGUAAGUAAGCUGGCUAACAAAAACGCAGGAACCUUAUUGUUAAUAUACAAUGCCUUACAAAGACUCUAUCUAUCUUACAGACUGUCUGAUAUGAGCAGACGCUCAGGUUCCAGGGGAAGUCCCCCUCCAAGAGAAGAAUCUCAAAGGAGAAAGACUCCCAGGAUCGACUGCACGGCCUGUGGAGAUGCAGCUCUACAUGGCAGAAGGCUAUGUGAAAGAUGCCUUCACGAAGCAGCAGGUCCUUCACCGGACCUACACAACCUAAAAGAUUGGAUGCAAAGCACCAUCAAAGAAUCCAUGAACGACAUGGUCAACCAAGUCACCGAGAGAGUCCUAAUCAAUAUAGGAGACAGAUACAACCCACAGUCCUCCACGGCAGGGAGCAGCGGCAGAACCCAUAAAAGAAGGGAGCCCCCAAGCUACUCCAGCGUCUCGGAAGGGGAACUUUCCCAAACCGAAGAAGACGAACCAGAUGACUCGGGCUCUUUCAACUUGGACUACUUGGAACCCAUAAUUAAAGCCAUGAGAUCAGCCCUAGAUCUCGAUGCUACCGAAGACACUCCCAGACACGACAGAAUGUUCAAAUCCAUAGCCAAAAAAAGUGCUAAAUUUCCCAUCCACAGUGUCAUCAAAGACACUAUUCUGGAAGAGUGGAAAAUGCCUGAUAAAAAAAUAGGCACCUCCAGAAGAAUUAAGAAAUUAUACCCCUUCGAAGAAAAUGACUUCAAAUUCUGGCAUACCGCCCCCAAAGUCGACGCGGCCAUAACCAGAGUGGCAAGACGUACCACCCUACCAGUAGACGAAGGGGUAUCACUAAAAGACGCCAUGGAGAGGAGACAAGACAUGACCCUCAAAAAGUCAUACUUAAUCAACGGAACAUCCAAUCAAGCCUCAGUAGCCAUCACCACAUUGGCAAGAGCUAACCAAAUCUGGAUAGAAGACCUAGAACUAUCCAUAAAAAAUGGCACGGACAGAAAAAAACUGAUACAAAUGGUUCAAGACAUCAAAACCGUGAACGAAUACACCACAGAGGCCUCCAUGGACCUAGUAAAAUUUUCCGCAAAAGCCAUGGGGCUUAGCGUGGCAGCCCGCAGAGCCCUUUGGUUGCGACACUGGCAUGCCGAUCCCCAGAGCAAGCACAACCUCUGCUCUCUUCCCUUCGAAGGGUCUUUAUUAUUUGGGGAGAAACUGGAUAACAUUAUUUCCAAGGCAUCUGCAGGCAAAUCUGCCUUCCUUCCGCAAGAUAAAAGGGACAAGAAACCCUUUCGGAAACCCUUCCAGGACUCCAAACAAUACAGACCAGGCAAACCCUCCUUCAGACAACCUUGGAGGGCCAGAGGCCAGGGCCAACCCUGGACUAGAAGGAAGGACUUCAAAUCUGACAAAAAGUCAGCAUGA
Molecule: messenger RNA, 2647 nt
Organism: Xenopus laevis (African clawed frog)
Lineage: Eukaryota; Metazoa; Chordata; Amphibia; Anura; Pipidae
Exons: 2
Coding region: 965-2647 (560 amino acids)
Source: RefSeq, a predicted model, not a curated record